UGUAGAAGGAAUAGCGAAUCAAAGUUCAACAUACCAAGAUUUCGGUGCUUAUUUGGCUAUUAAUGGACCAGCAAAUAAUGAAUGGAAUGAUGGGUGCUCAUCUACAGAUGCGUGGAAAACGACAGCAUUGUGGGGAUUACUUCUACCAAAACUAGCCUAUGUGACAAAUAUUGAAAUAUAUUAUCGAGGGGACAAAGCCAACCGUAUGAAUAAAUUUCGUUUGUAUCUAUCCAAUGCUACCGUUGGCGCCAAGGAUGCCUUCCUUUGUUACACAGAUCUAGGAAUACCUGGCGAUCCUGACGUUACCCAGGAUAUCAAUUGCAAUAAACUCACGAAAAAUGUUUAUUUCUUCAAUAGAAGAAAGUCUGCUCCAAAUGGCGAAGGUGCUUUCGUAGAAUUAUGCUAUAUAGCAAUAUAUGGAUGCUGGAAAGGAACAUGGGGUGUAGAUUGUACAAAUGCAUGUCCAGCUUACUGUAUAGACCACCACUGUUACCCUAGAAAUGGUUCUUGUAUUUGGGGAUGUGAAUCUCCUAACUGUCUUUAUUCCAAGUGUGAUAAGAACACCGGCAUUUGCACAGAUGGGUGUAAAACUGGACUUGUUGGACAGAACUGUAAUAACAGUUAUUAUAAUAUUGCUUCUAAUGGAACGGCGACUAAAAAUCCUCCGAGCAAAAGUCAUCCAGCAUAUCUGUCCAUCGAUGGAAACCGGACGGGUAGUUGUUCAAGGACAUCUGGACCUCACUCAUAUCUCCAGGUUGACACUGGGUUUACGAGUAUCAUAACCAUGAUUUAUCUGACUUUAAAUGGGUCUGCACAAUUGAAUGCUGGCAGUUAUUCAGUAUAUUGUACAAACACAAGUGACGACUGGACAGACGCGAAAGUAUUAUACCACGGCCUUCGUCCGACGGAAGAUAUUCAUGUAUCUGCUGUAUGCAGAUAUGUUAUCUAUGUACCACCUACUAUAAGUGGAAAUUCCGAAGUCGAUUUGUGUGAAAUAGAAAUUGGUGGUUGUCCUUUUGGAAAAUAUGGAGUGAACUGUGAAAUGAACUGUUCAGAAAACUGCAUAAUAGGAUCUUGUAAUUUAGUUAAUGGAAACUGCACACAUGGUUGUGUUGAUGGCUGGUUUGGUGAAAGGUGCAACGAACCCUGUUAUGAAGGUUGGUUUGGAAAACAAUGUAUCCACGCAUGUUCAUCGCACUGUUUCUUGCCUCCUUGUGACCAUGUGACGGGAGAAUGUAAUGGAGGAUGUCAAAAAGGAUGGAAAGAUAAUAACUGCUUUGAUGAAUGCAGUCAUGGAUAUUUUGGAAGAAAUUGCUCACAGUCAUGUGAUGGAUGCAUAUCGAACAAUUGUGACCGUUUUGACGGCUUCUGCAAUGUCGGAAACAAAUGUAAACCAGGGUAUAUAAAUCACCCAAAAUGUAAUCAAUCAUGUGAUUACUGGUUCUAUGGUGAAAACUGUGCCAAAAAAUGCAACUGUCUCUCUGAGCCUUGUAAUAAAUCUACUGGAUUGUGUCCUGACGGGAAAUGUAACAAAGGAUGGUUUGGUGAAUCUUGUAAUAAAGAAUGCAGCGAAGGAUAUUACGGGUACAAUUGUAUCGGUUACUGUAGCAACUGCUUUAACACGUCAUGUGAAAUAUAUGAAGGCAAUUGUACUUAUGGUUGUAUUGAGAAGUUAAGUGGUCCACAUUGCAAGGAAGCUGACUUUCAGCCGUUAGAAGAACAAGGACCUGUUACAAUCGUUAUAGGAGGAAUUUGUGCUGCAAUAUUUGUGGUGAUUCUUGCAAUUAUAUGUUUUAUCGUUUACAGACGGUUCUUUAGAUUGCAAAAACACAGAAAUCAUCCAACUAUGAGAGAAAAUACAAAGACUCGUUCAGCUACAACAGAUCAGGGUGUAAUGUAUGAAAACGUGAAAGGCGACUUUACAAGUUCAGAAAAUAUACGACUAUCGUUUGAAGAAAAGCACGAUGGAAAAAUCCAAACAUUUGAUAUAAGUUCUAAUGAUUUGCCAGAUGAAGAGGAAGAGGGGAAUGUCAAUGUAUAUGGCAAUGUUAUUUCGGAAGAUGAUAUAUGUCAGUACAAAAUUCAAAUUGAGGACCUGUCAAACGUGAUAAAUGAAAAGCGUAAAGACAAUGGCUUUGAAAAUGAAUAUGGGAUGUUCCCAAAAGGUCUAAUUCAUGCUCAUGUUGAGGGAUCAAAAGAAGAAAAUAAAGCUAAAAAUAGAUUUUUGUCGACAUGGCCAUAUGACCACUCCAGAGUAGUUUUGAAAGGAGAUACAAAAUCGGAUUACAUAAAUGCAAAUUACAUCGACAGCUAUAAUAAAGAAAAGGCGUACAUUGCCACACAAGGUCCCAAAAAAAAUACAGUGAGAGAUUUCUGGCAUAUGAUAUGGCAGGAAAAUGUUGACAAAAUAGUGAUGGUCACCCAACUGGAGGAAGAAGGAAAAAAAAAAUGUGACCAGUAUUGGCCACAGACAACUAACAAGCCAUUGAUAGUAGACAAAAUUAUAUUAACCAUGGAUGUAGAAAAGGAACACUCUGUAUACAUGUACAGGCUGAUAAAAGUUAGACACAAAUUGGAAAAACACGAACGAAAGGUUCAUCAUUUUCACUUUACACAAUGGCCUGAUCAUGGUGUUCCAGACAGUAUAAAGCUGGUGAAUUUCUAUAGAGCAGUCACGAAUAUGAGCUGUGAUCAGCCUGGACCACUUCUCGUACACUGCAGUGCAGGCAUAGGCAGAACGGGUACAUUUAUUGCAAUAGAUUCCUUAUACGAACAUGGAAAAUCAGUUGGUUAUAUUGAUGUCAAGGAAUAUGUGAAGAUUAUGCGGAAGGACAGAAUGAAUAUGAUUCAAACAUUUGAACAAUACGAGGCUGUCUUUGAAACAUUGCAAGAAUUGUUUACCGUGCCAGAUACAUCUAUUCCAGUAUAUGAUUUCUGUAGUUACGUUCAAGAACAAGAAAAUAACAAAGUUCCACAAAAUCAAAAGACAUACCGAUUAGAGUUUCAGAGGUUGCAAAGUCUUCGUCCCUCAUACUCUGCUGACAAUUUCACAUCUGCAAGACUCGAAGAGAACAUUUCAAAGAAUGCAGUAAAUUCUAUUUUACCACAUGAUGACUAUAGGCCAUAUCUCAUGUCCUUUGGUAAGAACAAAACCAAUUACAUAAAUGCAGUUAUAAUACCAGGAUACUCAGUACAAGGAGCCUUUUUGGUUACCCAAUGUCCAUUAAAAGAAACUGUGGUUGAUUUCUGGACAAUGGUGUAUGAUCACGACUCCAGUAUUGUUGUUUUAUUGGAUACACUUAAUGAAGAUGCUCCAUUAUGGCCAAGAACAGAGAAAAGACUGGAGUUUGAAAAUUUUAACAUUGACCUUGAUAUUGAUAAGACACCGAUAGAAGUUCAACUUUCUAUUGUUCAACGAGUGAAUAAACAAGAUAAAAGAUCUAUACGUGUGUUCUGCGCAGAGCAAUGCGAAAGUGGCAACUCUUCGCUACCUUCUACAGCUGACAUGCUGGCACUGUUGCAAAGAGUGAUUGAUCAACGAAAACAUCACACAGGUCCAGUGACUGUCGUUUGCAGCAAUGGCGCAACACAGAGUGGACUGUUUGUUGCAUUAAGUUUGAUUUUAGAGAAAAUGAAGAUAGAUGAUCAAGUCGAUGUGUUCCAAGUUAUAAGAACAAUACAAAUUCGGCGACCAGAAUUUGUGACAAAUUUUGAUCAGUACGAGUACUGCUACAAGUGUAUCAAAGAUUACCUAGAAGAACAGUCAGUAUAUGCGAAUCUUUAG
Molecule: messenger RNA, 3784 nt
Organism: Mytilus californianus (California mussel)
Lineage: Eukaryota; Metazoa; Mollusca; Bivalvia; Mytilida; Mytilidae
Product: receptor-type tyrosine-protein phosphatase T-like
Exons: 28
Coding region: 206-3784 (1192 amino acids)
Biological process (GO): protein dephosphorylation
Molecular function (GO): protein tyrosine phosphatase activity
Source: RefSeq, a predicted model, not a curated record